Molecule: messenger RNA, 2230 nt
Organism: Exaiptasia diaphana
Lineage: Eukaryota; Metazoa; Cnidaria; Anthozoa; Actiniaria; Aiptasiidae
Product: proline-rich protein 36
Exons: 7
Coding region: 90-1634 (514 amino acids)
Source: RefSeq, a predicted model, not a curated record
CUUGGGAUUGUCAUCCAGGUUGUCGUAAAUUCUGUCUGCCAUCUUGCAAAAGAAGCUGCUGUUUUGGAGCACCAAACUAUAGACCRCAAAUGUUCCAACAGCUCAUCCAAUACCAGUCKAACAUCGAYAACCCACCACAACUACCACCAGCUUGUCCGGCAAAUUGCAAUCCAAGUUGCUAUCCCAGUUGCGAUGCAGGAUGCUGCGCAUUGCAGCCACAAGUUCAAGCUUCAGCAUAUGGAACAAGUGCUGGAUGUUCUCGAGCUUGCGCACCCUCAUACUCUCCAGCAUGUUGCCACUCUCGUCCUAUUGGUUUAMACAGUCGUCCCAUGAWCCCUGGCGCUCCUAUGACAGCUGAAGAUAAACCRUCASCRCCAGGUCCAGCUMCAGCACCUGCUUCAGCUCCCAAACCAAAAUCAAUUCUUUUUGAGAAGAAACAAGAUGGAAAACUUUGCAUUAGGAAAUGCCUGAAUCUAUGCAAUCCAAAAUGCAGAUUUGAAUGCUGCUUACCCACACAUCUGCACUUUGAUGAUGAUCCUCCACUUCCACCRAAAGUCCAGCAUAAUGAUCCACCACCUAAAGUUGAGCAUCCAGCAAUACCACCAAAGAUUGUGGACAGAAAGACGGAGCAGCUGAAGACAAAAUUACGAGACCCACAAUAUAUACAUCCCAUUGCAAUGCCUCAAAGAGCGAGAUUCCCUAGUUUAUAUAGAGCAACACCACCACCACGUAGACCAAUGCCAUGUCAAGGUCWAAGACAAAGACGACCCGGACAACCUUGCAUGGUCCCUACAACAAGCCCUUUUGAAGCAACGACAGAUCCAUUUGGAGAAAUGACUGAGCCUUUUGGAAUGACAGAUAUUCCAUUUCCAUCAACUCAAUCUUAUUAUCCUCAAGCUACACCAGGAGCAUGUCCAAGUUCGUGCCCACAAUCCUGUGCACCAAGUUGUAGUCCAGCGUGCUGCCAAACGCAAGUGAUUCCACUACCUCCCAUUAGUUUUGUCCCUGGCUAUGCAGGAAGCCCUGGCCUAAGCCCACUUGGACAAGCCUCAACUACGUGCGCUGCUGGAUGUGCGAGCGCUUGUGCACCUGCAUGCUCGCAGUCUUGUUGUCAACAAUUCCCUCAAGUUGUCCAUGUUCCACCAGCAUCAUCAGUGCCACCACUUCCAGGACCACCAAGUCCUGGUCUUUCCCCAUUGGGUCAAGCCAGUACAUGCCCAGGAAUGUGCCCAAAUAGUUGCGCACCAGGCUGCACUCGUCAAUGUUGCAUAGCUCCGCAAGUUGUCCACGUGCCACCAGUCCACAUGGCACCACACCCACCAGUCCAUUUGGCAGCAGCUCAUCCAAUAGCAGUACCAGUGGCACCAAUGCAUUCUGGAUCUCCUGGUCUCAAACCAUUAGGAAUGGCUUCAACCUGUCCAGGACAGUGUCCUAACAUAUGUGCACCUACCUGCGCGACAUCAUGCUGUGCUGCACCAGCACCACCUCCACCACAGUUAACGUGUCCAAGUCCAAACUGUCCAAACGCGUGCGCACCCAAAUGCAAACCUAGCUGCUGCAUAAACAAUGACCAACCACUUCCUUCAAAYUGGGACCGAAGAUCAUUCAUACAAAGACUUUGGGGUAGAAAGUAAACACUUGUGCCAUUCAAACGAUUGUUGAAUUAAGAGCUACAAAAGAGCAGAGAGCAGAAGGAAGGCCUUUGUUUUAUAAAAAAAAUAAGGCUUAUCAUCUUGUUAAGUGUAUAUAUUAACUACAAAAUAGUUUAAUGCUGUUUAUGGUUAUUAGGGAAGAAACUCUCGCUUUAAAGAGUAGUSGAAGUAAAUGUUUAUUUUUUCUAGUUCAAAGUUUUCAUUAGGCCUUACUCGGAGYGAAGUAGGGUGAAUACAAGCGSAAGAAAAAGGGCCCAUUCUUAUUCCUCUUUCUUGGUGAGUUUGUAUCAAUCAAAACCCCUGCAUAGAUUAGUAUCAUUUGAUUGAAUAAAGACAAAUAAACUAAAUUUACUUGAAAAAUCAAACGUUUUAAUAGCGGAUUGAAGCUCUACAAUAGGAUUCUAUGUUUUUACGACGUCACUAUCACGUGAUGAGCUUUUGAUGUAAAUAAAUCCAAUGAUAUAUUAAUCAAAGUAUUAAAAUUAYUAAGAACGGAUGAACAACAAUAUUUCAUAAUGAGACUGUAAUCUGUACAUUUGUCUAAAUCGUUUAAGGUUUAUUAAAAUUAAUUUAAAGUG